AUGGAUGCUCCUCCGCCGAUCCUCAAUGUCCAUACCCCUGUGUCGUCCUUCUCAAUAGUCCACACAAAUGAUGAUACCCUCGAAAACUUGUUUGAGAAGCUCACCACUAAGACCCUCGUUGAAUUCACCGGUCGGCGAGUCAGGCCAGGCUGGGUGAAGUACUCGUGGAAUGAUAGUAUUUGGAACCUUGAUGACGACUCCGAUUAUACUAUCUUCAUGUGGCGACACAAGUCUGCUACGCCUGAGAGUAGUCAAUCGCCGGUUCUAUAUGUGCGGAACCCAGACGAACCCCUGCCUGCACGGCCAGCAUACCGGAAUCCGUCGUUCUACAUGUUCCGUAACAAGGCUUCUGGGCCAUCCCCCCCGCUUUCAGCCAGAGGGUCUACGAAGUCCAACAAACAACCCCGGAAAGCCUCGGAAGCCGCGAAGGCUAAGGAGCAGCCGCCGAAACACAAGCGUGAAUUCGAGCAGUUCCAUAAUGAGAACGGGGUGCGGACUAUCAUGGGUGGCAUCGGACCUGCGAAGAACGUCCGCAUGUUGCUCAAAGCCGGAUAUCGGCAUGUAUACAUAUCGCGAAAGUUCGCCAUUAAGCAUGGUUUUAUACCAGCGGAUGCUGCCCCUGGCCAUUAUGGCUACGGCGGAUUGGUUAACAUCGGCAAAUGGCCAGUCACCGUCGGCCGUGCGAAGACUAUGCAUAGUGUCUACCUCUCUGAGGAGUCUCACUUCGACGUGGUGUUGGGUCGCUCUUUCAUCGAGUUGCGCCAAGUAAAGUUCGAUUCCGUGGACGCGACAGACGUUGUCUGCGGGGAUACGGGAGAGAAAAUUGACUGUGAACUGAUCAUUUUGAAGGACGGAAAGGGGCAAAUCGUCACUGUCACCUAA
Messenger RNA from Rhodofomes roseus, 882 nucleotides. RefSeq lists its product as uncharacterized. The coding region runs from base 1 to 882 and encodes 293 amino acids. The record is from RefSeq and is a predicted model, not a curated record. The transcript is spliced from 5 exons. Lineage: Eukaryota; Fungi; Basidiomycota; Agaricomycetes; Polyporales; Fomitopsidaceae.